AUGAUUUUCGCAAUCUUGUUCACGUUCUGGCGCUUCGCCGAGAUCGUCACCUUGAUACCGCUGAUGGGGAUGCUGGCCUACUUUGUGCACAUCUACGUCGACGCCAACGUACUGACGCCCAACUACAUCUUGAUCCUGUUCAUCGUGUCGGUGCUGGGGCUGGCGUGGGCCGUGUUCACGCUGUUCAGCUACCACCGCAGCAGCAGCAACGCGCGCUUCGUGUCGCUCGUCGACCUGGGCUUCGUCGGCGCCCUGAUCGCCGGCGUCUACUACCUGCGCUUCAUCGCCAACGCCGACUGCGCCUCGCUCGACCGCGACGGCGGCAGCCACACCCUCUCGGGAUCCCUCGGCAGCAUCACCAUCAACACCUUCGACCUGUCCUUCAACAAGUCGUGCGCCAUGCUCAAGGCCUGCUUCGCGUUUGGGAUUAUGAACACCAUCUUCUUCUUCAUCACGGCUGUUGUGGCCUUCUUCCACGGCGACCGCGCCGCUACCACGGAGCGCAGGGUUGUCACCGAGCGGCACCACAGCCACCGCCGCCGCAGCCACAGCGGCAGCCACCACAGCAGGAGAAGCUCGCACAGCCACCACCGCACGUACGUGUAG
Molecule: messenger RNA, 606 nt
Organism: Lasiosphaeria miniovina
Lineage: Eukaryota; Fungi; Ascomycota; Sordariomycetes; Sordariales; Lasiosphaeriaceae
Exons: 2
Coding region: 1-606 (201 amino acids)
Source: RefSeq, a predicted model, not a curated record